This is a messenger RNA of Lagenorhynchus albirostris (white-beaked dolphin), 4058 nucleotides long. RefSeq names its product G protein-coupled receptor 153 (gene GPR153). Lineage: Eukaryota; Metazoa; Chordata; Mammalia; Artiodactyla; Delphinidae. Gene Ontology annotation, molecular function: G protein-coupled receptor activity. The coding region runs from base 244 to 2079 and encodes 611 amino acids. The record is from RefSeq and is a predicted model, not a curated record. The transcript has 6 exons. Gene Ontology annotation, biological process: G protein-coupled receptor signaling pathway. Gene Ontology annotation, cellular component: membrane.
GCCCGCUGGCCGCUCCGCCGCCGGCCACCCACGCGGUCCCCGGCGGCCCGCGCUCGGCUCGGGGGCGCGGGAGCCGCAGCCGGAGCCGGAGGCGGGAGCAGCGAGCUGGAGCCCCGGGCGCCCGAAUGCAGGAUGCUCACGGUCACUGGUGUCCCCAGGCCGCCACGUGUGAGGGCUGCUGCUCGGAGCUGAGGCCUGGCUUGAGGAGGAUGUCCCAGCCGCCGGCCAGCUCCCAUCUGCACCAUGAGUGAUGAGCGGCGGCUGCCUGGCAGCGCGGUGGGCUGGCUGGCCUGCGGAGGCCUCUCCCUGCUGGCCAACGCGUGGGGCAUCCUCAGCGUGGGGGCCAAGCAGAAGAAGUGGAAGCCCCUGGAGUUCCUGCUGUGCAUGCUCGCGGCCACCCACAUGCUCAACGUGGCCGUGCCCAUCGCCACCUACGCUGUGGUGCAGCUGCGGCGCCAGCGCCCCGACUACGAAUGGAACGAGGGCCUCUGCAAGGUCUUCGUCUCCACCUUCUACACCCUCACCCUGGCCACCUGCUUCUCCGUCACCUCCCUCUCCUACCACCGCAUGUGGAUGGUCCGCUGGCCCGUCAACUACCGGCUAAGCAACACCAAGAAGCAGGCGGUGCACACGGUCAUGGGCAUCUGGAUGGUGUCCUUCAUCCUGUCGGCACUGCCUGCCGUCGGCUGGCACGACACGAGCGAGCGCUUCUACACCCACGGCUGCCACUUCAUCGUGGCUGAGAUUGGCCUGGGCUUCGGCGUCUGCUUCCUGCUGCUGGUGGGCGGCAGCGUGGCCAUGGGCGUGGUCUGCACGGCCAUCGCCCUCUUCCAGACGCUGGCGGUGCAGGUGGGGCGCCGGGCCGACCGCCACGCCUUCACCGUGCCCACCAUCGUGGUGGAGGACGCACAGGGCAAGCGCCGCUCCUCCAUCGACGGCUCCGAGCCCGCCAGGACCUCGCUGCAGAUCACCGGCCUGGUGGCCACCAUCGUCGUCAUAUACGACUGCCUCAUGGGCUUCCCUGUGCUGGUGGUGAGCUUCAGCAGCCUGUGGGCUGACGCCUCGGCGCCCUGGAUGGCAUUGUGUGUGCUCUGGUGCUCAGUGACCCAGGCCCUGCUGCUGCCCGUAUUCCUCUGGGCCUGCGACCGCUACCGCGCUGACCUCAAGGCUGUCUGGGAGAAGUGCAUGGCCCUCAUGGCCAACGACGAGGACUCGGGUGACGAAACCAGCCUGGAAGGUGGCAUCCCCCCAGACCUAGUGUUGGACCGCUCCCUGGACUACAGCUAUGGGGGUGACUUUGUGGCCCUGGACAGGACGGCCAAGUAUGAGCUCUCUGCCCUGGAGGGGGACCUGCCCCAGUUCUACCCUCUGCGGCCCUUGCAGGAGGACAAGAUGCAGUACCUGCAGGUCCCGCCCACGCGACGCUUCUCCCACGAUGACGCGGACGUGUGGGCCGCCGUUCCGCUGCCCACGUUCCUACCGCGCUGGGGCUCUGGCGAGGACCUGGCCGCCCUGGUGCUGCCUGGCGGGUCCGACCGGCGCCGCGGCGGCCUGCUGGCGGAGGACGCGCCCCCCUUCCGCCCGCGCCGUCGCUCGGCCGAGAGCCUGCUGUCGCUGCGUCCCCCGGCCCUGGACGACGGCCCGCGCCUCGCCCCCGGCUCGCCGCCCGGCAGCCCGCGCCGCCGCGCCGGGCCCGGCGCCCGCUGCGCCUCGGCCUCGCUGCUGCCCGACGCCUUCGCGCUGACCGCCUUCGAGCGGGAGCCACAGGCCCUGCGCCGCCAGCCCGCCUCGCCGGGGCCCUUCCCCGUCCGCGCCCUGCCCCGCGACGGCGCCCAGCCCGGCGGGGACGCGGCGCCCCCUGGCGGCGGCGGCGGCGCGCAACGGAGCCCCGGGCCGCGCCCGGCCGCACACGCGCAUUCCAGGACCCUGCGGACCGGCCUGAGCGCGUCGUGGGGCGAACCCGGGGGCCUGCGCGCGGCGGGCGGCGGCGGCGGCAGCAUCAGCAGCUUCUUGAGCUCGCCCUCGGAGUCGUCGGGCUACGUCACGCUGCACUCGGACUCGAUGGGUUCGGCGUCUUAGGGCCCGCCGGCGCCUCCCCAAGUCUCCAGGCGGGCCGGGCCACCCACGGGGCCAAAGCACCAAAGAUGCCAUCCUAACCCGGCCCAGGCUCGGGGCAGGCUACGCUGAGGCCGCCGGCGGCGCCUGGACUUGCGCUAGCCCUGACGGGGCGGCGGCUGUGUGCCGCCCGGGAAGCGGCCAUUGCCUGGAGGGGCAACGCCCGCCCCGGACGACCACACUGGGCACGGACCAGCCUCUGGGCAGAGUGAGGCUGGGGCUUGGGAAAAGGCGGGCUCCGGACUGGGCAGCUGGCUACCGCCGGACGGAACAAAGCCCAGCCCUGCAGGAGCCAGCAGACUGCAGCCACUUCCCACUCUGCACUGCAACUGUCACACCUCAGGGGGUGGGGUACAGAGGGUCUGUAAGCACAGGGGUCUUCAGAGCCCAAACCAAGUUCUCUGAGCAGGUCCCCCUGCUGACUUGUUCUGCCUUGGUUUCCGCAUCUGUGAGGAGCAGGUGACCACGUUAGCUCUCAGGACUGUCUGGUCAAGUCUCCUGGUCUGUGUGCCCCGGCCGCCACCGAGGGGACAGGGAGUGAGUAGUGGAGGACCCUCCAUGGGUCCCUUGUGGGGCUCAGUUUUCAGGGGCCUGGCGUGGCCCCCAAGCCUGAGGCCUCCCACACUUAGUGCCCCUGGCCCCCUUGAGAACUCUCCCCAGCCAAGCUAAAGCACAACACUCUCGCACCAUCACCAUUGGCACACACCCGCCUUGGCCGCUGUUAGCAUCCCACCCUCAUCACUGUGCCUCCAUUGCCUAUGCACAACACGUCAGCCACCUCUGUGACUCCCACCACGAAGGUCGUGGGUACGUGGUGGAGAAAACUGAAGCAAAGGGGGAGCGGGCUUCCUUCUCCUGGUGCCAAUCCCCAACCUGUGCAGGUCUGGCCAGGAAGGGAUCUUGCCUCAGAGGCCUCGCAGCUUCUGGGUUCAAGGCCUGGUCCCUGGUAAGAGUCUUCCUCCACCCUGGGGCAGGGGUCUUCUUUUGCUCUCCAUGCUGGGCAGACCUCUUGCGGGCCUGGGCUUGGCCAUGGGCCCUUGGGAGGGCCUGCUGGGUCUUGCGUGCAGGAAGACCCUCGACUCAGGCUAAGGAGAAGCCCAGGAAUAGCUGUGGACUUUGAGCUGGAGGGGCCGGGGUGAAUGCAAAGACUGUCUCAUUCCAUCCCCUGCCUCCCUGCAGUGGCCCCUCCAUGUGAAGACCUGGAGGGGGUUCCAGGGCCCGCAAGGAGCUGGUCUACCCCCUCUCCCCUCCUACUCUGCAACCUGGAAUUGCAGCACUGCCUCUGCCCCUCAGGUGGCCAAGCCUGUCUCCUCACCCUCCAGACAGGGUCCCAGCUCCAGAGAGGCCUCUGGGAGCCGGGAGAACAGGGGGGACUACGCAGCUCUGUCUCACCCUCAGAGGCCCCUUCGGUCUCUGGCUGUGGGGUAACUUGGGGGGAGGGGCUGGCCACAGGUGAGUAAGGCAGGGGCCUCCGGUCCAGCCUCAGCCAUGGGAGGCCUGCCUCGCCAACGCUGCUGUGCCUUCAAGGACCAACGUGAUGUGGGGGCAGAGGCAGCCAGUUAGCCACCGUUCCCCACCCCCGCCGGCCGAUUGGUCACCUUGGGUUUUCAUAUCCAAUCUGUGUACUUCAUAUCCAACGGCAAUACUUGCAGGGAGGCGUGGUCCCCUGAAGUCCCUCCAGUCCUGGUUUUUACAAAAUUAUUAAAGAGGAGGGAGGACCCCAAGCAGAGGCCCCCGGAGCGUGGGGCUCCCUCUCUCACUUUGUCUUGCCUCCAGGCCUGUUUGCUGCCCUGAAGAGCAGCUUGGCCCUGGGUUCACUGUGGAGGGAGCUCUGUCUUCAUACCACCACCCAGCCCAGAGCCAGGGAUCCGUUUGUAGUUUUUUUUGACAACUGAGCAUUUAUCUUCUGUACAGAAUCUAAUAAAAACUUCCUAUGAUUUGCA